Molecule: messenger RNA, 558 nt
Organism: Trichoderma asperellum CBS 433.97
Lineage: Eukaryota; Fungi; Ascomycota; Sordariomycetes; Hypocreales; Hypocreaceae
Source: RefSeq, a predicted model, not a curated record
AUGCAUUUCUUUCAAGCAAGUACUAUUCUAAUACUCCUCGGUUUCCAGGCCGCCCACGCCACGUCUGCAGCCAACAGAACGUUAACUCUCUGGGCAUGGGGUGACUGCAGCGGCAAUGUUGCGUUUUGCCACGACAUAGCCCCUGACACUUGCUGUCACGGCGAAUACCUGAUCGCUGGGUUUACUUGCGAGGAUUGCGUCAAGGAAGACAUAGUUGCUGGUCGCGAAGAGCAGGACGGGACGUGUGGGGGGGACUUCGUCACUGUGACAGGCUGGGUUUGCGCCAGGUCGAGGAAAAGGCUGUAUGGGAGUAGCUGGCACCAUGGCCCUGAAACGGAGGCUACGGCGAAGAAAACACCGGCUUGUACUCGGAGCGUGCGUGCCGACGUCAUGAGAAUCGGAGAGACGUGGUUUUACUUGGAGGACAACACGCCUGAGAAUCAUGUGAAGGCGCUUUGGGAUAUUUGGGGCCAGGAAUCUUCAGUAGUGAUACCCGACAUAUUGUUGCAGUACGAGGGAGAAGAGCCUCGGGGACGUGGCGUGGCUUCUGAGCUCUAG